Molecule: messenger RNA, 3177 nt
Organism: Alternaria atra
Lineage: Eukaryota; Fungi; Ascomycota; Dothideomycetes; Pleosporales; Pleosporaceae
Exons: 4
Coding region: 1-3177 (1058 amino acids)
Biological process (GO): regulation of transcription by RNA polymerase II; DNA-templated transcription
Cellular component (GO): chromatin
Molecular function (GO): RNA polymerase II cis-regulatory region sequence-specific DNA binding; zinc ion binding; peroxiredoxin activity
Source: RefSeq, a predicted model, not a curated record
AUGUCGACCGACCCGAAGCUCGAUGACCUACACAAACAGCUCUUUGAUGAGGGGUUGAAGAUGAGACGAAGUGUGGUGGGGGAUGAAUACGUCAAUCGCGCACUGGAGAAUGGCUCCACCGAGUUCUCACGAGCCGGGCAGGAGCUCGUCACCGAGAUGUGCUGGGGAUACGCUUGGACGCGUCCAGGUCUUGACAAGAAGCAGAGAAGUCUCAUCAACAUCGGCAUGCUUAUGGCGCUCAAUCGCGCUCCUGAGCUCGCCGUGCAUGUUCGCGGGGCAAGAAACAACGGCUUGUCUGAGCUCGAAAUCCGUGAGGCCAUCAUUCACGCAACAACAUACUGCGGGGUGCCAGCCGGUGUCGACGCCAUGAAAACAGCUGAGAAGGUCUUAAACGACAUGGCGGAGAAAGGAGAAAUGCCGCGAGAAUUGGGCAACAGGAGCGAAAGGGCUUCUUUCCCCACAAUCCCACAACUCUUCUCCGACCUUGCCAAACACCACUGGGAGUCUCCAAACUUCAUCUGGCUUUUCAAGCUGCUCCAAAAUCUGGGUAUCACUUACCAAGUCUGUCGCGAUUGGGCCUUGCGUGAGUGGGAGAGGUGCCAUUGGUCUUUGAUGGAAGCCGCUACCAGUAAAGAGCAAGUCCCGCAAGCUCAGCCUGGGAAGAAGGAAAAGCGUUUCCAAUGUCCACACUGCCAACGGGCCUUCGCUAGGCUCGAACAUCUGCAGCGGCACGAGCGCAUUCAUAGCGGUGUGAAGCCCUUCAGCUGCUCAGAAUGCAAAUAUUCAUUCACACGCAGUGACUUGCUCGUCCGCCAUGAGCGACUCACUCAUCGAAAAGAGCAGACUAUUCAGCAGAACCAUCAUCACACCCCGGCUGAAAGUACCUACGGCUCGGUCGAACCUCGGCCACACAAGCGUAUGCGGUCAAGUUUCGAUGCUGGACGUCCAGUGCCAGAGAUACCCAGCAUGAUGUCCUCGCCUGCCGUCUUGGAUAUGCAAUCGUCUCAACAUCAACCGGCAAUGUCACAUGCCUCUAUGACCUUCGGGCAGAAUAGCGGUUACUCUUUGACAGCGCUUUCAAUGGCUGCCGAGUAUCAAGCUCUACAAGGUGACAUGGCAAAUCGCUCAUCUCAUGAUGCAAUGCAAACACCGAUGCCUUCACAUACUGGAACUAUCGCUCCAACGGUGGAAGUUCCACACCCAACAAUUCUUACAGAGCCUUCUGGCCAGAGCUACGAGUCGACAUUUGGCGAGUCGCUUGACAGUCUCACUUCAUUUCUUGAUAGUGAACCCCUGAAUUCGUACCAUUUCGCAUCUCUGAUCAAUACUGAACAGCCCAUGCCGUUCUUCUCGCCAGACUCUUUUGGCUACGGUCAGCAGGUGUUGACUGAGCCAGAUAGAACAACAGCGCCCACACCUGGUUGGAGAUCUACUCAAUUGGACGAGCCACCUUCGCUUUCACGAUUUGGUUCCCGAUUCCCUUCUUUGCAGCCCGAGGAUCAACCUGCGCGCAAACGAUCAUUCGCCGAUAUUUCACACGAAGAUCGGCAAAGAAUAAUCGAGAUGCUUCAUCAGUUCUCCACCAUCAUACCCGGCGACUUUGUUCUACCGACCCGAUUAGCAUUGUGCCGAUAUAUUGCUGCGUAUAUCAAUGGAUUUCACGAGCACAUGCCCUUUCUUCACAUUCCCACUAUGUCAGUGGAGACAUGUUCGAUUGAGUUACUACUGGCAUUGGCAGCUAUCGGUGCACAAUACACCUUCGAGGGCGAAAAAGGUGUUGAGCUGUUCAACGUAAGCAAAGCAAUUGCGACGCACCGUAUUAGGAAGCGGGAUACGCGUUUGGUGCAGCUUCAAUAUCAUUCAGAGUCAGAUCGCUCGUCGCCACAGAACCACUACAAUGAUGCGCAUAGUCUCCAUCGGAACGGCUCCGUCUCGGGACCGUUGGGUUUGCCAUCUGAUAUCGAUGGCCCUGUUCUUGGCGAAGAUCUCAUGCAAACGGCGCAAGCUCUACUCUUGCUCAUGGCGUUAUGUACCUGGGCCAAGCACAAAGAAAUCCUCAGAGAAGCGCUCGCGAUUCAGAGUAUUUUAGCUACGCUUAUUCGAGAUGACGGGCUAGAGACUGAGCCUCUUCAAGAGAACAUAUCCUGGCCGGAUUGGGUCAGGCGCGAAACGAUCAAGAGGACCAAGUUCAUCGUCUAUGGCUUCUCCAACCUACAUUGCAUCGUCUACAAUAUUCCUCCCUUCAUGCUAACCAGCGAAGUAAAACUGCCAUUGCCGUGCAGUUCAGCAGAAUUCAAGGCGCCCACAGAAGUAUUGUGGAGGGAAGCGAGGAAGAAAAGUGCGCCAGAAGUUUUGUUCCAGGAUGCACUAAAACGGUUAUUUACAAAAGAAGGUCGGGAUGUUACAGAGUGCAACUCUUCAUCUGGAAACUACGCCCUGAUACAUGCUUUGAUACAGCACGUUUUCUUCCUACGACAAGUGGCACGCUGUCGCUUUGAAGGGCCUGGUGAUCUCAGUACAGAGGACGUUGCGUCACUCGAGAAUGCUUUGCGAAAUUGGCAGAUCGGGUGGCGCCAAAACCCCGAAUCGUCACUAGAUCCAAUGUCUCAAAACGGUCCCGUUGCUUUCAACUCGACUGCGCUACUCCGCCUGGCAUAUAUACGUCUGUAUGUGGAUACGGCAGGUCGAGCUCUAGAGACACGGGACCCUAUGCUAAUUGCUAAUGCCUUCCGCGCCGGACCUGCGAUAAGACGCUCACCGAAGAUCAUAAGAGCCGUGCUGCACUCGGCUCAUGCACUCUCCAUACCCAUCAAGAUUGGAUAUCGUCUUGUGGCCAAGACGCAGUCUUUCAUCUGGAGCAUUCAACACUCUUUGUGUACGCUUGAGUGCGCCUACCUCAUGAGUAAGUGGCUUGAAGCAUUAUCAAUACGAGAAGCAGACCCGCCGGUCACGGAUGACGAGCACAAGAUCAUUGCAAUUGUCAAGAGCAUGUUAGACGAGACUGAGUUUGCCGUACCAGCCGACAUUACACCCGACUCGCCCAAUUUCACGCGACAUCUUAGCGCUGGGGUGCUCAGGGUCUGGGCGACGAUCUUCAAAGGAUCUCAAACAUGGGCCAUUGUUGAUGUGAUUGGAAGCUCUCUCAACCUGUACGCUGAUAUGCUUGAGUCUGGAUGA